Humulus lupulus (European hop) is the source of this 1218-nucleotide messenger RNA. Its product is annotated as probable peroxygenase 4. The record is from RefSeq and is a predicted model, not a curated record. Gene Ontology annotation, molecular function: calcium ion binding; monooxygenase activity. The transcript has 7 exons. The coding region runs from base 353 to 973 and encodes 206 amino acids. Lineage: Eukaryota; Viridiplantae; Streptophyta; Magnoliopsida; Rosales; Cannabaceae.
CUUUCCAUUUUCUGUGGUUUUUUUUUUUAAAAAAAAAGCAAAAUAUCUAUCUGUUAUUUAUAUAUUAGAAAACAACAAAAAUAACAAACAAAUCACCUGAAGCCACCUUUUAAUAGGCCUUUAUAAACCGAAAACCUGCCACGUUCAGUAACCACACAAUAACAAAACCUCAAAAGCGUUUCUCUUCUCUUUAAAAUAAGUUGCCAUUUUUUCAUUUUCUUGGGCUGUACCCAACACAAAACACUGUUUAAAACACCCAAUUUUUUCACUAAUCUCAUCAAAAAAACGUAACAAAACAAAACAAAAACCUCUCUUUCUCAGCCUCACAUAGGAAAGUUCGUUCAAAAACUAUAUGGCUUCUACUCCUGCACCACUCCCAUCAAACUCAGAUCAAGGAGGAGUAUUAUUCAUACCAAGUGAGGACAGUGUUCUUCAAAAACAUGUUGCUUUUUUCGACCGCAAUCACGAUGGGUUGGUCUAUCCUUGGGAAACUUUUCAAGGAUUUCGUGCAAUUGGGUGUGGAUUAACCUUGUCUACCGUUGCUGCAAUUUUCAUCAAUAUGGGUCUGAGCCAGAAAACUCGACAUGGCAAGUUUUCUCUACUGUUCCCCAUUGAAAUAAAAAAUAUACACAAAGGUAUCCAUAGUAGUGACUCUGGCGUCUACGACAGCAAUGGAAGGUUCGUUCCUUUAAAGUUUGAUGAAAUGUUCAAGAAUUAUGCUCACACACAUCCUAAUGCUUUAACAUCCGACGAAGUGAUGGCGUUGUUGAAGGGAAAUAGAGUCCCCAAAGAUUACAAAGGAUGGGUUGCGGCCUGGACAGAAUGGAAGAUUCUGUAUAUUCUAUGCAAAGACAAGAAGGGUUUGCUGCACAAAGAAACUGUUAGAGGUGUUUAUGAUGGAAGUUUGUUCGAGCGAAUGGAGAAAGACCACUCAGCAUCCAAGAAGAAGAAAGAUUGUGAACCUGUCGUGUAGAAAAUUUGGUGGGGCUCUCUGAAAUUGUCAAAAUUUGUUGGUGUUGAGUUUAUAUAGUAAGUGUUGAACUUUAUUCUGUGGUUGUGGAAAUAAGGUAUAUUAGAAAUUUGGAUUCAUUUAUAUAUAAAGUUAAAGCAUAGUGUACCAUACUAAACCCAAUUAAUGGACUGGGAUUAGAGUUCUUGGUUUGAAUAUUUAGUUAUAUUGUAUUUUGUGUGAAAUUUGGGAAUAAGCUUUGCUAUGUC